Messenger RNA from Plasmopara halstedii, 2481 nucleotides. Its product is annotated as Regulatory protein MLP and related LIM proteins. NCBI's taxonomy places the organism in Eukaryota, Oomycota, Peronosporomycetes, Peronosporales, Peronosporaceae. Bases 1 to 2481 code for a protein of 826 amino acids. The transcript has 5 exons. The record is from RefSeq and is a predicted model, not a curated record.
AUGUUAGCUAGGAUGCUGUUACUUACGGGAGAGUAUCCAAUAAAUCGCCUUUGCUAUUUAAAUUGUUUGUCCAGUCUUACAGCAAUGGCGACAUUGAAGAAAACCAAUUUGCCAUUGCCAUGCAGCUCGGAGCGCAGUCUUCCAACCCAGCAUCAAUCUCGUGCCUUCGUCGAUGAGCGGGAUUUUUCGGAUGCGUACAUUAUCGAAGACGUUAUCCACCCACAUGGAUUACACGUACCGGACCCUGUGCAUUGUGUCAAAAAGGACGAUCAUCACGCUCAAAGCUUUCUGAACUACUCAUCAGGUGAGUCUGACUUUAACAGUGAUAAUUCAAAUGAGGAGAGUAGGAACGAGAUGAUACACUGUAUCAAUCCUCAGCCCAGACGACACCAUACAUCAAGUGCAGCAUCCGACGACAUUGAUACUGAUCGUUUAGUUCAGAUUAUGGUAGAAGAGACUGAGCGCAAGCAAAAAGCUCGAGCCGAGAAAGAACUAGCAUGGAAAAAGUGGCGACGAGACACGCAAAGACCGUGUCGAUACGGUCAAGUUGCUCGAUGCCUUGUGUUCGAUUCAUCUCUCGCUCGAACGAAUGAAGAUGUGGAAGAAUCAACAGACAAAAAUCCAGCUUUCACACGGCACAUCGAUCGAAUGAGUAACAAAAUAGCCAGGCUUUUGAGUUACGGGCAAAUUGCCGACGACGAGCGUAGCAAUUCAUUUAGAUCGCCGACUUCACCGGCCGAAAAUAAAGCAAACCCAAAGGUUGGUGCUGGAAGAUCAUCGACUCAGACAGCACUAUAUGCGACUCUGAAGCAGCUUACUCAGACUAUUAAAAAAGCGGAGCUAUCUGAAGCAGGGGUAUCUCGCAUCUCAGCUUAUUUGGUUUUAAUUGACCAAAUUGUGAGCGAAGACACAUCCAAGAAAAAUGGUCAGAACGGACGAGGACUGCAUCGGCUUUCAAGAACGCAAUGGUCGAGGAUCAUACACGACUCGUCUGAGCGUGUGAAGGAGCUUUGUGAGCCAAUGACACCAUCAAAACAAUUGGCGAUUUCUUCCGAAUUUCCCGUGUUGGGAGAAAAUAUUCAACCUCGAGUUGUAUCUACUGUGCUGAGCUCAUUCAAAGCCUUCAAUGCUACAAAAGACUUGGGUGAUACUUUAACCACAUUCAACACACUGCUCCAAGAUUGCGGUCUUGAUGGUGUCCAGAUCAAAGAACCGUGGCAUGUGUAUUGCCACAUUAAAUCUGCAGUUUACAGUAAACUGGGCUUCCGCCAUAAACAGCUAUUCAAACUUCUUGAUGAGCGUUAUUGCUUAGAUGCUUACAAACGCAAGCCUGUAACUCGAAAACGUCUUUGCAUUAUCGGUGCUGGUCCUGUUGGACUUCGAGGAGCAAUUGAAGCGGCACUAUUGGGUGGUCAAGUGAUUGUGCUGGAAAAACGCGAUCAUUUUAGUCGUGAAAACAUGCUUCACUUGUGGCCUUGGGUGAUUCAGGAUUUACUCUCUCUUGGUGCCAAAGUUUUCUUCCCACAGUUUUGCAAAACAAACACUCACUUUCAUAUCAGUAUGCGGCAAUUGCAGGUUGUUUUGCUUAAGAUUGCGCUACUGGUUGGUGUGACAGUAUACUCCUCAACCGAGUUCGAGUCCAUCGUGCCUCCUGGACGGGAAAGUAGUGGUGGCAAACCUUAUUAUAUGGUAACGACCCAGCCACAGAUUUCAACGAUGGAAUUUACUGCUGUACUGGGUGCUUCUGGAGCGAAUGAUAACUUAGCCAAACUAAGUGGCAUUAAUCGCUUUGUCUACAAUAGCAAUGAAUCCUUAGGUAUUCUCUGCUACUUUCCAAACCUUGGCACAUCUGAGGAAAUGAAGGCCAAGGAGUUUUCAUGGACUUCUAAGCUCAAACAUCCAAUGCUCGACAAGUUGCGUGAUCUUGGAAUCGACCUGGAAAACGUCGUGUAUUACCGUGGUGAGAUGCACUAUCUGGUGAUGACCCCCAAGCGCCAGAACUUGUUGGAAUUUCAUGUUCUGAAGGAAAAUCGAUCCAGUUUAGAAGACCUGGUCAAGCAAACUAACGUCAAUGAACGCGCUCUGCAAUUGUUUGUUAAAGAGAUUGUUAACUUUGCGGGUAUCCCUCGAAAAGCAGAUUUUACUCGCGUUAGUCUACUGGAUUUCAGCUCUCUUACACGUGCUGACAAAGCGGCAACUAUCUUAUCAUCACACGGUAAAAAGCUAUACGUCGGUCUUAUUGGAGACUCGUUACAGGAACCAGAGUGGCAUGAAGGUGUGGGCACCUCAAGUGGCUUUUUAAGUGCACUUGACUGCGUGUGGAUGGUAGCACAGAUUGGCAAAAAGUCUGACGAACAGAUAUUAGCAGACCGACAAGCUGCGUAUCAAGUAACAAUGAGACUGUCGAGUACACAGCGCGAAGACAUGCAAAAGAAUGUACGGAAGUAUACGGUCGACCCUAGUUCGCGCUACACAAUUUGA